Messenger RNA from Panicum virgatum (switchgrass), 3098 nucleotides. RefSeq names its product protein MALE DISCOVERER 2-like. The record is from RefSeq and is a predicted model, not a curated record. NCBI's taxonomy places the organism in Eukaryota, Viridiplantae, Streptophyta, Magnoliopsida, Poales, Poaceae. Gene Ontology annotation, molecular function: protein binding; ATP binding; protein kinase activity. Bases 842 to 2800 code for a protein of 652 amino acids. The transcript has 13 exons. Gene Ontology annotation, biological process: protein phosphorylation.
GGCACCGGAGGGGGCUGAACAACGUCAAUGCGGCGCGGGCCAUAUUUUAUUGCCAUGUGUGAUGAUGAGCACGAAGGAUUUUUCAAAUGGGGGCCGCCGAAUCCGUCGCCGGCGGUGACUAGUAGUGCGCGCUCGCGGGCUGCAGACAGAGUGGUUGCCCUGUUCCACCCUUGACAGCGACUCGCCCUCGUAUCUUAUCCAAUUUUUUUAAAGCCCGCCUCUCGAAUCAUGGCGUGGAAUUCGUCCUGCAGGUGGCGGGGAAAGAAUUCGUUUCCCCGUCAGUCGCUUCUAAACAACGCGAUUUCAGACACGAUAGCAGCCAAGGGGAUGCGCCGUGAAAUCUUCUUUCAAAGUGUUUCUUUUUUUUUUGUUCGUCGUCGUCUUCUUCCGUCGUGUCGUGCCUGCCGUUCUUGGGUUCUUCUCCAACUACUUACCCGUUCCUCCAACAACGGGCGACCGCUGUUUCCCUCCUCCCUCUCGUCCUCUCUCUUCUGCUUCUUUCUCUCUUCUCCGUCCCCCCACCCGCCGCCGUGUAAGCACCCCUCUCUCUGUCCUCGAAUCCUCUUUUCAGUUUCUCGAGUCGAAUCGCGUGCGGUGUAAGCAAAAUUGGCAGGCAAAAAGAAAUAAGGCGCUAAAGCUGUUUGCUUGCUUUAUGGCGCGCAGCGGACGUGAGGCUGCCGUGACAGGGAGGAGCUCGCAUCGCUGCAGCGUUAGGCGCAAUGGCAUCCCCCCGCACCUGACCAUGCAUUCCAGGCUGUUCAAGAGGCUCGCGAAGAGGAUCAUGUGACGACGCCUCGCGUCGUCUGGAUCGUCGCGCGCUGCGGAGAAAAUAGUGUGCGGGAUGGAUGGCUUCAUUUCGUCGUGGAUGGUGUUCGUCGCGCUGGCACUUCAUCUCGCCGUGGAUGGCUGCUCGGCUAUCAACUUUGAAGGGGCAGCGCUGCUCAAGUUCCAGUCAAGGGUGGAGGAGGAUCCACACAGCGCUAUGGCAGGUUGGAGCCCACGCGACGGCGAUCCCUGCAGCUGGGACGGCGUCCGCUGCGUCGAUGGCAGGGUUGUGAUGCUGAAUCUGAAGGGUCUAUCGUUAAGAGGCACCCUUGGUCCAGAGCUAGGAUCUCUUAGCCAUCUGAGGGCUCUUGUACUCUCCAAUAAUUUUUUCAGUGGACCGAUACCUAAGGAAUUGAGUGCUCUUGCAAUGUUGGAGAUACUGGAUUUAAGCAACAACAACUUGAGUGGAGAAGUUCCACAGGAGAUAGCGGAAAUGCAAUCACUUAAGCAUCUGUUGCUUUUCAACAACAGCUUUCGAUGGCCUCUGAUCCAAAAUUCUUAUGGAAACUUUGAUCAGGAAAAUGAUUUUGACAUCUAUGAUUAUCUUGGGCGAGGUAAUAUGAAUCAAGGAGCUGAGAAUGGGUUCGAAUCAGGUUCUUCAUCAGAGGAGAACAAAAAGGACACCAGCAAUCUUUCUGCUCAGCUUCCAUCACAAUAUGCAGCAAGAAAUCCAGCUGCACAUUUUAGCCAGCGCAGAUUACUUCAGGAUAGCAAUCUUGCUGCACCUUCUUCUGCAAAUGCUCCUGUUCCAGCUGCUGUUCCUGUUCCUUCCACUGGAACUGGCUCGUUUUCAGCAUUUAGUCCCAACAGCGCACCUGCACCAGCUGUAAAUCCCCUAGAUAGUCCACCGACGGUCCCCAGUACUGCAACAGAAGUUUCGAAAAGAAGAUCCAUAAAAUGGGUUAUCAUUGUGCUGCCAUUGGUUGCACUUUUGCUUAUCGUCAUCACAUGUAUGCUUUUGCUAUGUCGCACCAAGUCAGGGACAACAAUAGGCCCAUGGAAGACAGGACUCAGUGGUCAGCUCCAAAAGGCAUUUGUGACAGGAGUACCCAAGUUGCAGCGCUCUGAGCUGGAAGGUGCCUGUGAGGACUUCAGUAACAUUGUGGCAAGCUAUCCACAAUACACCGUCUAUAAGGGAACCUUAUCAAGUGGCGUUGAGAUAGCUGUAGUAUCAACCAUGAUUACCUCUAGCAAAGAUUGGUCAAAACAUUCUGAAGGGCGAUUCAGAAAAAAGAUAGAGUCACUCUCGCGAAUCAAUCAUAAGAACUUCAUCAACCUGCUUGGAUACUGUGAAGAGGAAGAACCUUUCAUGAGGAUGAUGGUGAUGGAAUAUGUGCCCAAUGGAACACUCUACGAACACCUCCAUGUUGAGGGAUUUGAUCCAAUUGAUUGGAAUGGUAGGAUGAGGAUCAUUAUGGGAGUAGCAUACUGCACUCAGCACAUGAAUGAGCUCAACCCUCCUAUAACACACCCAGACAUAAAGUCAAGUUCCAUAUUGCUAUCUGAGGAUGGAGCUGCAAAGAUAGCAGAUUUGAGCGUGUGGCAUGAAGUAUAUUCCAGAGGAAAUAUUCCCAAGGAUGAUGACGUUGUUGAUCACCAUGAGCCAGUAGCAGCUGAUAUAGCUGGGAAUGUGUACAGUUUUGGUCUGCUCAUGCUGGAAAUCAUUUCAGGAAAGCCUUCAUAUUCUGAACAAAAGGGCUCACUUGCGAACUUGGCUUUGGAGUGCAUUAGGGACAACCGGAGCAUGUCUUGUUUGCUUGAUCCUAACUUGAAGGAUCACAAAGAAAAGGACCUAGAAAUCAUAUGUGAGUUGGUUCAGGACUGUAUCCAAACUGAUCCGAAGAAGAGACCAACUAUGAGAGAGGUCACCAAUAGAUUGCGUGAAGUACUAUCAAUUUCACCAGAGGCAGCAACGCCUCGGUUAUCUCCACUUUGGUGGGCAGAGCUUGAGAUCCUUUCAGUUGAAGCAAGCUAGCGUAAUGUUCAUUCUUACAGAAAAACUGAGGUUCUGUGCAUACUGUAAUGCAACCCUGUACAUCUCUGCUGUAUGUUUCCAUCUGGUGUUGUAAUUUUUGGUGUCUGCUUGUUACGUUCUCCUCCCCUUGAAAUUAAUUGGCAGGUUCAUUUUUCUCAUUUCUUCUUCGGCUUCCCUCUGUAUACUAAAUCUACAUGUGGUGGAAGUAGAAUGCUUCAAGCGAUCCUAGGACUGAUUGUAAUCAGGAAAUGUGCAUGUACCAUUCUUUUACGGAGAUAUAUAUUCUUUGAUUGUUGGU